AUGCUCGCCGCAGCAAAGAAGGCCGGGGUCCUGGGCGGCCUGGCCGUGGCCUCGGGUCUCGGGACCGUGGCCUACUGUGAGCCUGACAGCAAGUACUUUGAUCCCGAGGCCCUGGAGAGAGGUGCCAAGGCCUUACGGGAGAUCAACCAGUCCCCCUAUGCGAAAAAGGUGUUUGAGCAAAUCAAGGCUCAGGAGGCCACGAAGCAGGCGGAGCUGAAGGCCAAGGAGGCAGAGUUCAAGGCCGAGGCCGAGAAGGCCUCCAUCCAACACGAGCGGGUGCGGUGGGAGGAGCAGCGCAAGGCCAUGCAGCAGGACUCGCAGCAGAAGGCCCAGCUGGCACAGUACCAGGACGAGCUGGCGCGGAAGCGCGCCGAGGCGGAGCACGAGAAGCAGCGCGCGCGUAACGCGGAGUUGGUGGCGCUGCAGGACGAGUCGCACCGGCGCCAGGAGGCGGAGCGCGCGCAGAUCGCGGCCCAGAUCGAGGCGGAGCGCCGCGCGACCGAGGCCUACAAGGCGGGGCUGGAGAAGGAGGUGCAGCGCGAGCGCGCUCUGGCGGAGGCGGAGGGGCGCACCGCGGAGCGCCGCGCCAACGCCGACCUGUACCGCAGCGAGCUGGCGCAGAAGCUGGAGGAGGAGCGGCGGCGCCUGGUGGAGGGCAUCAACACCGUGUUUGGCAACCUGGGCGCCGCGGCGGCGGGCCUGCUGGGCGACCGCGACCGCCUGCUGGCCGCGGUGGGCGGCGCCAGCCUGCUAGCGCUGGGUGUGUACGGCGCGCGGGAGGGCACGCGCGUGGCGGGCAAGGCGGUGGACCGCUGGUUUGGCACGCCGCGCCUGGUCCGCGAGACCUCGCGCCGCCCGCUGCUGGGCCUGCGCGCCGCGCCGGGGUCCAAGUCCGCCGAGGCCGUGCGCCGCGACUUCUCCGACAUCGUGCUGGAGCCGCGGCUGCAGGACCACGUGCGCGCGCUGGCGGCGGUGACCGCCAACACCAAGCGCCACGGCGCGCCCUUCCGCCACAUGCUCUUCUACGGGCCCCCCGGUACGGGCAAGACUCUGGCCGCCAAGCGCCUGGCCCGCACCUCCGGCCUGGACUACGCCAUCCUGUCCGGCGGAGACGUCGCCCCCCUCGGCGGCGGCGCCGUCACCCAGAUCCACGACACCUUUGACUGGGCGGAGCGCUCUGGCAAGGGCCUGCUCCUCUUCAUCGACGAGGCGGAUGCCUUCCUCUCCCGCCGCGGUGCGGGGAUGAGCGAAGGCAUGCGCGGCGCGCUGAACGCCAUGCUCUUCCGCACCGGCGACCAGUCCCGCGACUUUGUCGUGGUCCUGGCCACCAACCGCCCCGCAGACCUGGACCCCGCCGUCAUCGACCGCAUGGACGAGGCACUGGAGUUCGCGCUGCCCGCCGCCGGCGAGCGGCGGCGCAUCCUGGACAUCUACUUUGACCGCUACAUCCUCAAGGCGGGCACUGCGCAGGGCGGCGCGGGGGCUGGCAGCAACACCGGGGUGUUUGCGAGGCUGGGAGCCUGGUUCAGGGGCCGCGGAGAUGUGGACCGCAUCGCCGUCAAGGGCGUGGACGGCGCGCUGCUGGACGAGGCGGCGGCCGCCACCGAGGGCUUCUCCGGGCGCGAGCUGGCCAAGUUCAUGGCCUCGGUGCAGGCGGCGGUCUACGGCUCUAAGGACGCCGUGCUGGACGCGCCCAUGUUCCGCCGCCUGCUGGACAUGAAGGUGGGGGAGCACGCGCAGCGCCGUGCCUUCAUGGCGCCCGAGCUGUGA
Auxenochlorella protothecoides is the source of this 1770-nucleotide messenger RNA. Its product is annotated as ATPase family AAA domain-containing protein 3-B. The coding region runs from base 1 to 1770 and encodes 589 amino acids. Gene Ontology annotation, cellular component: mitochondrion. Lineage: Eukaryota; Viridiplantae; Chlorophyta; Trebouxiophyceae; Chlorellales; Chlorellaceae. The record is from RefSeq and is a predicted model, not a curated record. Gene Ontology annotation, molecular function: ATP hydrolysis activity; zinc ion binding; ATP binding. Gene Ontology annotation, biological process: mitochondrion organization. The transcript has 5 exons.